This is a messenger RNA of Hypomesus transpacificus, 1201 nucleotides long. RefSeq names its product CTD nuclear envelope phosphatase 1 regulatory subunit 1 (gene cnep1r1). Bases 486 to 863 code for a protein of 125 amino acids. Gene Ontology annotation, cellular component: cytoplasm; Nem1-Spo7 phosphatase complex. Lineage: Eukaryota; Metazoa; Chordata; Actinopteri; Osmeriformes; Osmeridae. The record is from RefSeq and is a predicted model, not a curated record. The transcript is spliced from 6 exons.
GAUCCAUGUCCUCAAAAAUGAGUGAUCAUAAUUUUUGAAAUAAAUCUGAAUGAUUGUAUCCAUUCAUAACAUGAAUAAAAUCAUCCCACUUUAUUUUCACUCAGUAUUGUCUUUUAAAACCAUGAGGCUAGUAAAGUUAGAAAUAUUUUUUCAUUCAAAAACUCAAUUCCCCUAGAAAAGUAUUUAGAGUUAAUGAGAGCCCUCAGAGCUGGAGUGAGUCUACGGAGGCACAUUUCAUUAUCAUCAUCAAUUUAUUCUAUUGAUUGCAUACAUCAAAAUACCAUUGAUAACAUUUGUUAAAUAAACUAUGAUGAAAAGGCAAUAUGCCUGCAAUCAGAUGAAAACGUACUGACUUUCAUAACGUCUGUCUGAUUUCAACCAAUGACUUUGCAGUUAUAGAAAACGUCCAAUGCACGUUGGUUUGCGUAUAAGUCCUAUGGCCCGAGGAGAACUGAGCACAAACACCAGGAGCCGGGUAGUGAGCAAUGAAUUCCUUGGAACAGGCCGAAGAUCUAAAAGCUUUUGAGAGAAGACUGACAGAGUACGUGUCUUGUUUGCAGCCUGCAACUGGUCGGUGGCGAAUGAUUCUGAUAGUGGUUUCUGUCUGUACGGCUACCGGAGCGUGGAACUGGUUGAUAGACCCUGACACACAGAAGGUGUCUUUUUUUUCGUCGCUGUGGAAUCAUCCCUUCUUUACAAUCAGCUGCAUCACUCUAAUUGCUCUGUUCUUCGCUGGAAUACACAAACGGGUUGUUGCCCCAUCAAUUAUUGCAGCUCGUUGUCGGACGGUUUUAGCAGAAUACAACAUGUCCUGUGACGAUACGGGAAAACUUAUUCUCAAACCUCGACCAAACAUCCAAUAACAAAACUCUUGGGAAGGAGGGUGGGGAAUGAUGUGUUAUUUUAAUCACUAUGUUGAUUGACUCUGGACGACACAGUUUCCAGAAUCCUAAAACAACCUGACAUAGAAGAAGGCUGAGUGAGGAAGCACUGAUGCUGUAAUGGAAGCUCAUCUGAAGUAAUGAAGAAAUUACUGGGAAAUGUCUUUGCAUUUCAGUGUUAAUCACCUUGUACAGCUGCUUCUGCUUCCAUGUGUUGAUUUAUAACAAUGUGCAUUUGUUUUAGAUAAAUGUUUCUAUUUUCAAACUAUCUUGUUAUACACAUAAUAAAUACUUAAAUGUCAAGAUGUUGUUACAGGUAA